AUGCACGAUGUUUGACAGUGCAGACGCAUCCGGGCAGGCUCUCUGCAAGAAAUGUAAAAAGCAAACUAACAGUGGCCCCAAAUGUAUUAUAUGUGGAGCCAAUUAUCAUACAAGUUGUGCUAAGCUUAUAAAAAAAGCCAAGUUUAUAAACGAUAACGAAGUUAACUGUUGUGCUGUGAGUGAUACCGGCGAAAUUAGUGAUUGCGAAUCUCUUGCUCAAAGUGAAGAUACGUUUAGCUCCCUCAGGAACGAAAUCAAGUACCUCAAGUCAAUUAUUGAUCACAAAGAUGUAAUCAUCAAGGAAUUAGAUGAAAAAAUCCACCUUCUUAAAGUCAUUGCAGCGCUCAGAGAGGUAUUCGAAGGCCAACUUAAAAACGAUCGCGAUAAUGGAAGAGAAGUUCGCGAAAAAGUGGAUGCAGGUAAACAAGCCUGGCUUAUCAACAGCGAUGAACCUCCGACAGUACCUUUCAACUUGCAACGUCCUGCGACGAUGAUGGAUAAGGGUUUGCCAAAUUCCAAAAACCUGACAAAUAAUAGGGACGGAACAUUUCCUCCCACAUUACAAGUAACAAUUCCUUCAACUUCCGGAGUCCCUACCGCUGAUACCAACACAAAAACGCCGCAGAGUAAUAAAGAGGACGGCUUCAUUCUGGUCCAAAACAAAAAAAAGAAGGCAUCCGCGUCUACCAAAGUGGCCCCACAGAGCUUACAAGCAACUAAACCGAUCUCGGGAGCUACUAGAAAAAAAUCAAUGAUUGGCUCAUCUGCCAGUACUGUUUUAAAAAGCGUUCCUAAAUCAGCUCAUCUUCACUUGUCUAGAUUAGAUCCGGACACCAAGGUCGAGAAUAUCCUGGACUAUAUCAAGCCCCAUGUGUCUAAAGCAAACUGCGAAAGACUACAAUCGAAAAAUCCAACCCUAUACUCGUCAUUCAAGCUAUCUGUGCCACUAGGAGAACUUGAACAAGUCAUGAAUUCUUCCAUCUGGCCCUGUGGAGUUACUAUAAAUCGUUUUUUCUUCAGGCGCCCCCAAAACAACAAUCCACCAAACCAGAGUGUAGUGGCGUAACUAUCUAGAAGCCUUUUUGCUGUCUGAUGGCCCUUUUGAAGUACUAUGUAUCAAUGAGCAUUGGAUGACGGCUAAUAAAAUCGAGGUUCUUAAAUUAGGAAAUUAUUGUACAGUUUCUAGCUUUUGCAGAACUUUGCGCUAUCAUGGUGGAGUAAGUAUUUUUGUUCAUAAUUCCAUGACUCAUUGCAAAUCUUUGAGUUUUGAUAGUAUUGAGUUUGAUUUUGAAGUUUCUGGAUGUUUAUUAAAUGACAACUUAAAUGUAGUUACACUGUAUCGUUCACCUUCGGGGAAUUUUGAUGUUUUUCUGAAAAAAUUAAAUUUAAUGCUUUCGUCUUUAACCAAAACCAAUAAUAAAAUUAUUGUAACAGACGAUUUCAAUGUGAAAUUUGGCACUUCGGAUAAGCUUGCUGUUGCUUUGGUUAAUACUUUUCUUUCAUAUGGUUUAUACUCAACUGUUUUUACUCCAACUCGAGGAAAUUCCUGCCUCGAUAACAUUUUCACUAGCUUUCAAAUCAAUGAUUAUCAAGUAACAACUCAUGAUCCAGGAUUAUCUGAUCAUUGUGGUGUAUGUAUGAGUGUCUUUGUUCCUACUUCGUCUCUAGUGGCAAAUGAAAGUUCUAAUACCAAAUAUAGACCUAUAACUACUUUAGGAUUAUUCCACCUAUAUAACUUUAUUGAAAAUAUCAACUGGGAUUUUAUCAACAAUACUAACAAUGAUGUUGAAGACUUAUUUACUCAAUUUAACAGUAUUCUAGUACAUUAUGUAUCUAUUUGUUUUCCUGAAAAAAUUUUUUCCACUCGAGCAUCAAAAAAUUGGUUUAAUGACAAUUUGCGAGCUUUACGUAACAUGCAAACUCUGCUUUUUCAGCUUCAAAACAAACAAAUUAUUGAUAAAGAGGUUUACACUGAUUUCAGGAAAUUCUAUCGCAGUGAAAUUGCAAAAGCUUUAGUUAAAUUUCAUGAUAACAUGAUCAACAACGUCCCUAACAAACAAAAAGCAUUGUGGAAUAUUGUCAACACAAAGAGAAAAAAUUCUGUUAAAUUGCCUACGAAUCUGUCGCCUGACACUAUCAAUAACUAUUUCACUAACAUUGCUGCCAAUACAAUUAACGCGUUACCCAAAAUAUCAAAUAUUUUAACAUCGUUUGAAACUGACUCUCGAUUUUCUUUCCAUGAAGUUUCGUAUAACGAAGUUAGGGAUGCCAUUAAUCAUUUGAAGAAAUCUAAUAGUCGUGAUGCCUACAAUAUUAGUUCAAAAAUUCUAAAAUCGUUAGUAAAUCUUAUAGUUAUUCCUCUGACUAAAAUCAUUAAUAGGUGUAUUAGAGAAAGUAUAUUUCCAGCAGUUCUAAAAAUUUCCAAAGUUGUACCGGUUUUUAAGAAAGGAGAUCCGAAUGACAUCAGUAAUUAUAGACCUAUUUCUCUAGUGCCUAUUUUAGCAAAGGUUUUUGAGUUUAUUUUAAAAAAGCAAAUCAACUCGUAUUUUGAGAAUAAUAGUCUCUACUCGCAGUUCCAAUUUGGUUUUAGAUGUAAUCACUCAACAUCCCUAGCUAUUAACUACCUUAGUGAAAAAAUUUUGUCUAGUUUUGAAAAUAAGGAAAAUACCUAUGUUUGCUGUUUGGACUUAACAAAAGCAUUUGAUUGUGUUAAGCAUGGUCUAUUGUUACAAAAAUUAAAAUCGUAUGGAUUCUGUGUCAGAAGUAUUAAUUUGAUGAAUUCAUACUUAAUAAAUAGAUGUCAGUUCGUUUCUGCUCACAAUAUUAAUUCCAAUAAAAUGGAAAUUAAAUUUGGUGUACCGCAAGGAUCGGUCCUAGGACCGACUCUAUUUCUCAUCUUUAUAAAUGACCUGCCACUUUCUAUUAAAGAUACUAAUUUCUUACUGUUUGCUGACGACACCACUAUCUAUGGCGC
Messenger RNA from Tribolium castaneum (red flour beetle), 2974 nucleotides. RefSeq lists its product as uncharacterized. The transcript has 2 exons. The record is from RefSeq and is a predicted model, not a curated record. Lineage: Eukaryota; Metazoa; Arthropoda; Insecta; Coleoptera; Tenebrionidae. Bases 8 to 1066 code for a protein of 352 amino acids.